Messenger RNA from Magnolia sinica, 2062 nucleotides. RefSeq names its product probable LRR receptor-like serine/threonine-protein kinase At3g47570. The transcript is spliced from 2 exons. The coding region runs from base 591 to 1814 and encodes 407 amino acids. The record is from RefSeq and is a predicted model, not a curated record. Gene Ontology annotation, molecular function: protein kinase activity; ATP binding. Lineage: Eukaryota; Viridiplantae; Streptophyta; Magnoliopsida; Magnoliales; Magnoliaceae. Gene Ontology annotation, biological process: protein phosphorylation.
UAAAAACUUGAUUUGUUUGAGAACAAUCCAUGGGGAACCGUACCUUCAAGCAUUGGAAAUUUUACAUUCUUGGAGUUUAUACACCUUGAGAAUAAUAACUUGAGCGGUACCUUACCCAGAUCACUUUUCAGCAUUCCCUCUCUGACUGAACUCCGUGUUGAAAGUAACUCCUUUACUGGCGAUCUUCCAUUCGAAGUCAGUUAUUCAAAUGCUCUUGGAAGAUUCAGUGUUUCUAAUAACAAAUUGUCAGGCGAAAUUCCAAGCUCACUAGGCAAUUGUCUCGGUUUAGAGUAUCUCUGUUUGGAUGGGAACUUGUUUCAAGGAUCAAUUCCUCCAGCAUUUGCUAAUCUAAAAGGCCUUCGACUCCUGGAUCUUUCACGCAACAACUUAUCUGGAAAGAUUCCACAAGGCUUGGAGACGUUUGCUCUAGAGUAUCUAAAUCUAUCCUUCAAUAAUUUGGAGGGUGAAUUACCAAAACAAGGGGUCUUUGGAAAUGUCAAGUUUCAGUACUCGGAAAUAGUAAGCUUUGUGGGUGUAUUCAAGAAUUACAAUUGCCUCCAUGCUCUAGCCAAGCUUCCAAGAAACAAGGGAUGUCUGUUGCUUCAAAAGUAAAAUUCUCAAUAAUUGGUGCUGACCUGUUUCUUAUUUCAUUAUCAUGCUUCUUUGCCACUCUUUAUUGGGUAAGAAAGUCGAGAAGGAAUCCUUCUGCUGUGAAUAAGUCGAGAAGGAAACGUUAUGCCGUGAAUAAGUUGAGAAGGAAAGAUUUUGCUGUGCCUUCUGCGGAGGAUUCUUUUAUGAACUUGUCUUAUGCAGAGCUCUCUAAAGCAACAGGUGGGUUCUCUUCUGCCAAUUUGCUCGGCACCGGAAGAUCUGGCACUGUAUAUAAAGGGUUUCUAGAUCGUUAUAAAACUAUAGUAGCAGUGAAAGUCUUCAACCUCGAACGCCGAGGAGCUAUGAGGGGUUUUAUGUCCGAAUGCGAAACCAUGGGAAAUAUUAGGCAUCGGAAUAUUAUUAGGAUCUUAACUUGUUGCUCAAGCAUUGAUUUUAAGGGUAAUGAUUUUAAAGCUCUAGUUUAUGAGUACAUGCCCAAUGGAAGUCUAGACAAGUGGUUGCACAGUGAUGGCCAGGAACAGCUGCAGAGGAACUUGAACUUUCUUCAAAGGCUAAACAUAGCUAUAGAUGUGGCUUCUGCUCUGAUUUAUCUAUACCGAAGGUUAAUCAUUCAUCGAGAUUUAAAACCGAGCAACAUUCUUCUUGACAAUGACAUGAUUGCUCGUGUGGGUGAUUUCGGGCUUGCCAAGUUCUUAUCUGAGGUUGCUCAAACCAGGACUGUUAUGGUGAUGGGAACUGCUGGGUACAUCGCUCCAGAGUAUGGGAUGGGCAGUAAACCAUCUACACAAGGAGAUGCUUACAGCUAUGGAAUCUUUCUAUUGGAGAUGAUCACUGGAAAGGGGCCAACUAAUGACAUGUUUAAGGACAACCUAACCCUUCAUCAUUUCGUUAAAUUGGCUUUGCCUGAACGUGUAAUGGAGAUUGUUGAACCACGGUUACUUGAAGAAGAAGCAGAAGUUUCUCAAUGCAGUGUAAAUCAUAUCAAUACAAUGAAUAGAAUGGGUGACUGCUUGAUUUCAAUGGUCAGAAUUGGUGUGAUGUGUUCCAUGGAAUCUCCAAGAGAACGAAUGGAUAUGGAAGUUGUUCUCAUGGAAAUGAAUGCGAUCAAGGACUUAUAUCUCGGGGAUGAGAUUCACCAAGACAAACAAGUAAUUAGGUCACAGCUGUUACGUGAAGGUCCAUCUUACAUCAGUCAUUCAUGAGAUAUUAUUGGUAGUUAUGCUGAGAAAGAUUUCAAACUAAAAUAAGUUUGUUGAAUACUUUUUUAACAAGCUCUAGAUAUAUUUAGUCUUGGCUUGUCUUGAUGGUGAAUAUAUGGGAAGAUGGCUUCCUAUUCUUUCUUUUUUUUGUGUGUAUGUUUUAUUUCAUGUGAGGCAAAGGGAGAUUGUCCCAUGAAUGUAUGAGACAAAGGCAUCAUCUUAUAACUAUAUGAAUGCUAUUGGGUUAUUGA